Microcebus murinus (gray mouse lemur) is the source of this 737-nucleotide messenger RNA. Its product is annotated as C-C motif chemokine 2-like. Gene Ontology annotation, biological process: antimicrobial humoral immune response mediated by antimicrobial peptide; eosinophil chemotaxis; inflammatory response. The record is from RefSeq and is a predicted model, not a curated record. NCBI's taxonomy places the organism in Eukaryota, Metazoa, Chordata, Mammalia, Primates, Cheirogaleidae. Gene Ontology annotation, cellular component: extracellular region. Gene Ontology annotation, molecular function: chemokine activity; CCR chemokine receptor binding.
CGGGGAGCAGAGAGGCUGAGAUCAACCCAGAAACCUCCAACUCUCCCGCGGAAGCUCACAGCUCACCGCUCGCCUCUCGCCCUCCAGCAUGAAGGUCUCUGCUGCCCUCCUGUGCCUGCUGCUAGUGGCCGCUGCCUUCAGCCCCCAGGGCCUUGCUCAGCCAGAUGCGGUUAAUACCCCAACCACCUGCUGCUAUAGGUUCAACAAGAGGAUCCCAAUCCAGAGGCUGAGGAGCUACCAACAAAUCACCAGCACCCUGUGUCCCCAGGAAGCUGUGAUCUUCACGACCAAACUGGCCAGGGAGGUCUGCACCGACCCCACGCAGAAGUGGGUGCAGGAUGCCAUCGCGUAUCUGGACAAGCAAACCCGAACUCCAGUGCCUUUGACCACUGAUGCCUGAACUGAAACCAAGCCAUGACUCCAGAAGCAAUCUGUGUCUCCCAUCCUUUCUGGGGGCUGUUCUGAUAUUAAUUUAUUAUAAUUUAAGGAAUUAUGUAAUAAUGUGAACCAUAGUUUUUCUUCAAUGUGUUUGAAAGUUAAUAUUUUAAUUUAAUCCAUCAUUGAUCUUGGGGAGUUUUAACUGUAAAGCCUUGGACCCAUCAUGUCACUUCAGACCUAUAAACACUGUGGGAUGCCACUCCCCUCUCUACCUCUUGAUGUUUUUAGGUAGGUCCUUGCAAGAAUCGAUGCAAAGUUAGUUGUUCUUUUUUUUUUAAUGUUAGCAGGUGAUGUUCCUA